AUGGCCGCCGCCUUUGUCGUAGCCUUGUUGGCUCUGUCUCGUACUGCUACCGCCUCGCCCGUCAAAGCUCCCGAGAGAACCAACGGAUACUGCAAGCAGUUGGACAUCCCGGUGUUCGCUUCCGCAGACAGCGCCAUCUACGACCACCGGAGAGUGGACAGCAACAUUGAAGCACGAGCUUGGGCCAUCUACGAAGACACCUGGAGCACUCCCCAGGGCGUGCAGACUGUCGUCAAAAACACCACGACGGCCGGAACUUUCAAUAUCCACGCCCAGCUGUGCGUCCCCAAAGCCCCUGCGGCGAAAAAGGACAUUCUACAAAUCGCGACCCACGGCGCACACUAUGACGGGAGGUAUUGGGACCCUGAGCUCCAACGGGACAACCUGUCGUAUGUUGAAGCGUCGCUCAGAGCAGGAUACUCGAUCCUCACGUACGACCGCCUCGGAGCCGGGCAAUCGGACCAUCCAGACGCGUACAAUGUGGUGCAAGCGCCGCUGGAGCUCGAGAUUCUUCGACAGUUGACGUUGAUGGCGCGCAACGGGACCAUUUACAGCCUCGCAGCAAAAGCACAGCCUGCGACGGCGCAGUUCAACUCGUUGGCCGCCCCCAACAAAAUCGUCCAUGUCGGCCACAGUUUCGGAUCGUUCCUCACUUCGGCGUUGGUGGCCAAAUAUCCCACUCUGACCGACGGGGUUAUCAUCACCGGCUACUUUUACGGCAAAUACCUGGGUGCGCCGGGCAUGGCGUCGUGGGGUGUUGACUUUGCCGCCACGAGCUCCCCUCCCUUUGACCGACCAAGCGGGUACGUCGUGUGCCAGAAGACCGGGAUCCAAAAUCUCUUCUUCGGGGGUGAUCCCGCCACGGCCUUCACCCAAGAGAUGUUUGAUUACGGCGACGCGCUCAAGCAGCCCGUGCCUGUGGCAGAGUUGGCCUCGGCCUUCCACAUCAUCGGUCUGCAGGGUCCCGGCCUCAACGCGCCGGUGCAGUACAUGCUGGCCGAAUUCGACUUUUACAUCUGCGACGGCGACUGCAAGGGGGCGUACGAACCGCAGGCUUUGAGGGCGACGUACCCCAACGCCGCCGUGGUGGAGGACUAUAUCCAGCCCAACACGGGGCAUGCGUUUACGCUGCACAACAACGCCACGGCGGGGUACCAGGUGACUUUUGACUUUUUGGAGCGGAACGGAUUGUGA
Fonsecaea nubica is the source of this 1194-nucleotide messenger RNA. RefSeq lists its product as hypothetical. The transcript has a single exon. Bases 1 to 1194 code for a protein of 397 amino acids. NCBI's taxonomy places the organism in Eukaryota, Fungi, Ascomycota, Eurotiomycetes, Chaetothyriales, Herpotrichiellaceae. The record is from RefSeq and is a predicted model, not a curated record.